UACACACCCUACAUCCACAAUGGAGCCUCUGGACAGGACAGGCUGGACACUGCUCUCUGGUGACCCCAACACCUCCACUCCCAACCUGGGGUAUCACUACUCCUACCCUGAUUCUGGUCCUGCAACCCCGUCCUUCCCCUCCCCAUCCUUGUUCCCCAGUUCGUCCUCCAACGUGUCCAGUCAGAGCGUCCCGUUCCAGGGCAGCAGUACGCUGAUGACUGCGGUCAUCUCCCUGAGUGUGUUCGUGGUCGGCCUGAUCGGUAACACCCUGGCCAUCUACGUGGUGCUACGCUACGCCAAGAUGAAGACCGUCACCAACAUCUAUAUUCUGAACCUGGCAGUCGCAGACGAACUCUACAUCCUGGGACUUCCCUUCCUCACCACCCAGAACGUUCUCUCCUACUGGCCGUUCGGCUCCUUCCUGUGUCGCGUGCUGAUGACCGCUGACUCCAUGAGCCAGUUCACCUCCAUCUUCUGUCUGACCGUGAUGUCUAUCGACCGCUACCUGGCCGUGGUCCACCCCAUACGGUCUACGAAAUGGCGGCGACCGCGAGUGGCGAAGGUGGUGAGCGCCGCGGUGUCGUUGUCGUUGGUGGUCGUCCUGCCCGUGGUCGUGUUCUCCGGCGUACAGGACACGUUUAACUCGUGUAACAUCAGCUGGCCGGAGCCGCAGGGGGUGUGGUCCACCGUGUUUAUCCUGUACACGGCUACGCUGGGGUUCUGCGGACCACUUCUGGUCAUCUGUCUUUGCUACCUGCUCAUCGUGGUUAAGGUGAAGUCUUCAGGUGUGCGGGCGGGCUUCACCAAGCGCCGGCGGUCAGAGCGCAAGGUGACCCGUAUGGUGGUGAUCAUCGUGGUGGUCUUCGUCCUCUGCUGGCUCCCCUUCUUCAUCAUCAACAUCAUCAACCUCAUCAUCAUCAUCCCAGAGUCCUCCGUGACCGCCGGCGUCUACUUCUUCUCUGUCAUCCUGUCCUAUGUUAACUCCUGUGCCAACCCUCUGCUCUAUGGCUUCCUGUCAGACAACUUCAGACAGAGCUUCAGAAAGGUUCUGUGCGUGCGGAAGGCCAACGGCGUGGAGGAUGGUGACCCCAGCGCCCCGAGGAUGGAGAAAACUAGAGAGACGACAAGAGACGACUCCUUCCUGUCACCUAGGAACCACGAUGGACACAACGGACACGCACCACAGAAUAGCCAGGCCGUCCAAUUGGAGCCUUGUGGUAGCCCAGGGGAGAAAACAAGGCCCUCAGGGCCCACUGUGAUUUGCCAGUCCUCGCUUUAAACUCACCUGAUUGGCCGGUUUGAAGUCUCUCUCCCUCUCUGUGUCUCUCUCUCUCUCUCUCUCUCUCUCCCUCCAUAUCCCUCCCUCCCUCUUAAUUCAAUUCAAUUCCGGGGGUUUUAUUGGUAUGGGAAACAGAAGUUGCCAAAGAAAGUGAAAUAGAUAAACUAAAGUGAAAUAAACAAUAAAAAGUGAACAGUAAACAUUACACACAAGUUCCAAAAGAAUAGAGACAUUUCAAAUGUCAUAUUAUGUCUAUAUACAGUGUUGUAACGAUGUGCAAAUUGUUAAAGUACAAAGAGAAAAUAAAUAUGGGUUGGAUUUACAAUAGUGUUUAUUCUGGUUGACCUUUUCUUGUGGCAACAGGUCACAAAUAUUGCACACCGUGGCAUUUCACUCAAUAGAUAUGGGAGUUAAUCCAAAUUUGACUUGUUUUCUAAAGGCUAUGCUCACUGAGUCUGUACAGAGUCAAAGCUUUCCUUCAGCUUGGGUCAGUCACAAUGGUCAGGUAUUCUGCCGUGGUGUACUCUCUGUUUAGGGCCAAACAGCAUUCUAGUUUGCUCUGUUUUUUUGUUAAUUCUUUCCAA
This is a messenger RNA of Oncorhynchus masou masou (cherry salmon), 1863 nucleotides long. Its product is annotated as somatostatin receptor type 5-like. Gene Ontology annotation, cellular component: plasma membrane; neuron projection. NCBI's taxonomy places the organism in Eukaryota, Metazoa, Chordata, Actinopteri, Salmoniformes, Salmonidae. The record is from RefSeq and is a predicted model, not a curated record. Gene Ontology annotation, biological process: cellular response to glucocorticoid stimulus; neuropeptide signaling pathway; regulation of insulin secretion. Gene Ontology annotation, molecular function: neuropeptide binding; somatostatin receptor activity.